Messenger RNA from Bradysia coprophila, 6921 nucleotides. It is a transcript of the gene Hr39, whose product is annotated as Nuclear hormone receptor FTZ-F1 beta. Gene Ontology annotation, molecular function: sequence-specific DNA binding; zinc ion binding; nuclear receptor activity. The record is from RefSeq and is a predicted model, not a curated record. Gene Ontology annotation, biological process: regulation of DNA-templated transcription. Lineage: Eukaryota; Metazoa; Arthropoda; Insecta; Diptera; Sciaridae.
GUGGUCGUCGUCGUCGGUUUGUAUGAAUGUAAGAUGUAAAGUUUAUAAACUAGAAACUCUCGAAGUGUGUAAGAUGGCUUUGAAUGAAGUUAAUUAGACGAUUUUGAUAUAUUAGAAAGAAAAACAUUUUACCCCUGCGUUCGGUUGUGUGGUGUUUAUUCGAGUGAAUUGGAUGCAAUAAAUCAGCAAUAAAUAUGAUGCAACCAGCUGCAGCUUAAGUGCUUUCGAAUUUUGAAUGGAACAAUCGUUAUCAUGAGCUCAUCAUCAUAGCGUCAACCGACGUACUUAAUCUAAUAUGGCUACAACCGGUGGAAGCAACUCAAACGGUUUGACUCGGUCAAAUGUGUCCGUGACCAACAUCAACUGUGACACAAUUGCAUCGGCCGGAUCGCAACAUGCGACCGCCCCAGUCGGCCAAUCAAAUAAUAAUUAUUUCAACAAUGCCGGCGGAAUUCGAAUAUGUGUGCCAAAAAUGGAAAACGAAUCGGACGAAUCAGAGACUGAACUAACGAAUAUCGAACAAACAGCCAAGGUGAAUCUGCGCAUGAACGAAACGAAUGCACAGGGUCCGAGACCGAUGUCAUGGGAAGGUGAAUUGUCCGAAGUCGAGGAAAGUCUGGACAACGAAAAUGGUGCCAAUGUGGAAACGAUACACGCCGUUUCGUUUGCGAAUACGAUUAGUGGUAAUCAUACUAGUGCAACGCCGCCGAAUAACAUACCCGUAAUAUCGGUGAAUUCCAAGAAUUCGAAUAUUAAGCGGGAAAAUGAGCCACAAGUUCCUAAUGCUUUGUUCGCUUCCAAUAAGAAACUAAUUCCGGAUCUGGCCAAUAUAAAAUUCGAAUCGGGCCUGUCCGAUCUGAAUGUUGUGAUGAAUUCGCCGUUAUUGGCCCGAUCGAAAAGCAAUCUGAUUCCGGCGAAUCCGAGUCCCGAUUCAGCAAUUCAUUCGAUUUAUACGCACAGUUCGCCCGGACAAUCACCGUUGACGGCCCGGCACGCAUCGUACACACCCUCACUGAGCCGAAACAAUAGUGACGCAUCGCACAGCAGUUGCUAUUCGUACAGCUCGGAAUUCAGUCCGACACAUUCACCGAUUCAAGGACGGCAUCAAAUCUACAGUAACGGAUUCAAUGGUUCACCGCUACACCAUUCCGUUCUGUAUCGACCGAUAAUCGACAGUGAAAAUGGGGCUCGGGCAAUGGCCCAAGAAGACAAUAUUUUAGAGAACGAAUCAAUUCCAUCGCCGGGAAUUUCGAGACAGCAAUUGAUCAAUAGUCCGUGCCCAAUUUGUGGUGACAAAAUAUCCGGCUUCCAUUACGGAAUAUUUUCAUGUGAAUCGUGCAAGGGAUUCUUCAAGCGUACGGUGCAAAAUCGAAAAAAUUACGUAUGUCUCCGCGGAGCUGCGUGUCCCGUCACAAUAUCAACGCGUAAAAAGUGUCCCGCCUGUCGCUUCGAGAAAUGUCUGCAGCGUGGUAUGAAACUGGAAGCGAUACGUGAAGAUCGGACACGAGGUGGCCGAUCAACAUAUCAGUGUUCGUACACAUUUCCGAAUUUGCCGCCAGUGACCAAUUCCGAGUCUACGAAUUAUUCGGCAACGAGCAGUCGCAUGACGAAUGAGACAUCGUUUAAGACUGAGAGUGUCGAUAGUAAAGUGUAUCAGAAUCAACGGGUGGUGCCAACGUUAUUGCAGGAAAUAAUGGAUGUUGAACACCUGUGGCAUUUCACCGAGAGCGAACUAAAUCGUUUGAAUCAAGCGCCAUCAUCAACGCCCAGUGGUAAUUUAGCAGCGAAUCCAUUAUUAGCUAGUGCCGGUCUUGCGAAUGGUGACAAUUCCAAUCCCGACCUGAUAGCGAAUUUGUGCAAUGUGGCCGAUCACCGUCUGUACAAAAUUGUGAAAUGGUGCAAAAGCCUGCCGUUAUUCAAGCACAUCUCGAUUGAUGACCAGAUAAGUUUACUGAUCAAUUCGUGGUGUGAACUGUUGCUGUUUUCGUGUUGUUUUCGUUCGGUGUCAACGCCCGGCGAAGUGCUUAUCUCGUUGGGCAAAUCAAUAAAUUUGGAUCAGGCGAAAACAAAUGGAUUGCAGGCGUGCAUCGAACGAAUGUUAAACCUAACCGAUCAUUUGCGACGGCUGAGAGUUGACAAAUACGAGUACAUUGCAAUGAAAGUGAUAGUUCUGCUGCAAUCUGACACAUCUGAUUUACGGGAACCGGAAAAGGUAUGUGCCAGCCAAGAGAAAGCUUUACAAGCGCUACAACAGUACACAUUAUCACACUAUCCGGAAUCGCCAUCGAAAUUUGGUGAACUGCUACUACGCAUUCCUGAACUGCAGCGAACUUGCCAGGUUGGAAAAGAAAUGCUGACCAUAAAAUCUCAAGAUGGUGAAGACUUUAAUCUGCUAAUGGAACUUCUACGCGGUGAACACUGACACAAGCAGCGAUCGCACACAUACACCUAAGCGUAAGGUCGAAAUUUGUAUUUUUUUAUACUUUAACAAGCAACGGAAGAAGAAGAUAAAAAAUAAUUAUUUCAAAUAGGAAAUAGAUUUAUGCGUUAGCCUUAAAAGUACUGAAUAGAUUGCAAUAUUAGAUUUUUGUUGGUUAAUACAAAAUGUGAAGGAGAAGAAAAAGAAGAAGUGAAGUGAAAGGGUAAGUGGAAGUUUAUAAUUUAUACAUAAAUAUAUGUAAACGGCAGUGUGGUGGAUCUGUCCAGCUUUUAUUUUAUCAGUUCCCAAUGAAUUUUAUUUAUAUGAAAGAAAGAAGAGAGAAAUUAGAAUCGCAUAUAGGCUAAGGACCUAUAUUGUUGUAGCAUUUAAUGGAAGGGCAACAUAGUUGCACGCAAUCAAUCUGAUUACAAUUUUUUUCUUUUUUACGCUAGCGACUCGGACUAGCACUAAAAACACUGGAAUAUCCUUCGUUUAUUUACAAUACAAUUUUUUUAGUCGUUUAGUGAUAUUUUUCGUUUAAUGUAAAUAAGAAAAUAUUUUUGUUUUUAAGUAGAGUCGCAUUCCAACAUAUUUUUUGCAUGGAAAUCAAAACCGAUGGCGUUGUUUCGCCGCUUUUUCCCAAAAUCCAGUGACCACUUCUGACGUCACUUCUUUGAAUGGAAAGUAUUUUCGUUUUGUUACGCAAAUGAAUCUGUUCGGUUUCUGGUUCGGUGUAGAGUUUGCCAAUUUCUGCAGCAAGAAUUUGUUGUCUGUAUGUAAUACUUUUACUUGCUCCGAUCAUUUCGCUUAGGUCAAACUAAUUUCACUCAGGUCAAUCUGAUUUCAUUCAAGUCAACCUGAUUUCGCUCAGGUUAACCUAAUUUCGUUGAGAUUUAUCUGAAUCUGAUCCUGAACCGGAAUGUAAGAUUUUCGGUGGUUUCAGAUUGUGACGAUGACUUGGACAGGUUCAUUCAAGUAGAGUCUCAACCUGACUCGAGUUUGGGAUUUUUCAUUUCAAGGACACGCUAGUUCCGAGCAAGACUCAUUACAUAUCAAGACGUUGAAUGAAAAUACUUGGAACUUCUUUUAAGGAUUUUUUGAGUGAUUUUGUUUUCGAGUCGAUAACUUCCAAGCCUGGCUAACAAGCAUCCGCUAUACCUUAAAUAACUUCCAAGGUUUUGAUGAUAGUAUUAAGUGGAGAGUCUUGUCUGAUACUUUACUGUCUAGAAGUCAAUAAGAAUAUGUCAUCAACGGCGAUGCUCAGUUAAUGCAUUCAAAGUCUUGUUGACAGAAAGUUAGGUCAAAGAAGCCAAAAAGAAAAGUUUCUUUUCAGUUACUCAUUUUCGUUGAUCAUACUCGCUCCUAAAUCAAUUGAACUCACUGAAUCACUAGAAAUUCCUGGCCCAUUCGAGCGCUGAACUUGUCUGAGGACUAUUAAAUCGUUUUUAACAUGUAGCGACUCUUACAUACCUAUUAGAACAUUCGGUCGUUGGAUUCAUAGUUUACAAAAAUUAAAAUUGAAAAUUUAGAAACCAUGGAAAGGGGAUGGCAUAUUAAAACCAACUGUCCAAGUCACAAUUUUUUUAUAGCUUGAGCUUUGUCCCAGCUGCAUUUAUUUGGUCAGGGAAUGUUUUCUUAUAGAAAUAUCUACAAGUGCGAUCAACAUCUUUUUCUUAUGAUCGAAUCAGCGGUGUAUAAACCAUUUGUAUAUCCGCUUUUUACUUAUAUGUACUUCAAGAUUACCCAUCAUAAAUACAUACAUACAACCACAGUUCUUGUGCUACUUGCGCGAACCAUUUAAAAAAAACCAUUACAGACCGUCCUCGAGACCGGCUUGUCGGUGGCUUUCAUAGAAAUUUUUAACAGACGGCUGUACUAAUGUUUGCAAAAUUCACAAAAGAUCCUCCAAUUUUGACUUAAAAAAAUUCUACGUUCGUGGCUAGUAGCUCAGGCGCUGUGGCACAACAUAUUCACUCUAAGGGACGUCUGCAUUUUUGAAUUUCCUUUGCUGAGAAAACGAAAUCGAAAAAUUCUAAAGAUUCCUUCGAUUGACGUAAGAGUGACUAAAAAGCUUGCAAUUUUCUGAGCUCGUGCAACAGAGAUAUAAUUCAAAUAUCCGGACGUCUGCAUACUAGUUUACUGUGCCUUGUAGUACUUACUAAUAAUUUAUUUUUAAAAGGAAAACAAUUUUUAGAAAUAGACAACAGUUUCGGUACUACAACAAUUACAAUUUAAGAACAUUUUUCUGUUCAAAAUACUUGAGACUGUGCGCAGUAAAAACUAGCGCAAAAAUUGAAUCUACGCAAGCCUUCGACCACAAAAUCUAUUCCCAAUUCACAAAGAUUAUUGCAGAUAUCUUCCAUUUCAUUUACAAGUCAUCCUCAACUUAGGAAUUGAACUUUCGAAGGACUUACACACUAUGUUAUCAUCUUCGUUUGCAUUAAAUCCGUUUCAGUAUUUCCGGAGGAAUAUCGAUUCCGUUUCGCUAUCUGAUUCUGAUACUAAACACUAAACUUUAGACCAUCAUUAUUGACAAAAAUUCUGAUCGAGAAUGGAUGCGUUGCGUAUGUAUACCAUGGGUUUCUAUGCGUUUUCAUGUAAACUUGAUGGCAUUGCGCGACUCAGAAACAUUUUUUUUAAAUCAAUUAUGAUGUCCUAGCUAGAGUACUGUUGUAGGACAAGUCUGCAUGGUCUUAUGUACCGUGCCCACUCAUCCUAAUGCAACUUCCACAUUUAUAAAACAGCGCGCAGAGUAUACGCAGAGUAUAUGAGUUUUGAUGCGUAACUGGAAUGGAAUGUGGCUUAGGUUGGGUUAUUGAUAAUAAAUCGUUGUUGACCACCAUGCGGCUUUCCAAAAAUCAUAGUAAGAAAUAACGAAAAGAAUAUUUGAAAUUAUAGUGGCCAAUCUUCUAAGAUGGAAUCAUCUUCUGUUCAUAAGUUCUGGUAACCCUACGGGAAGACGAGGACAUUCAAAAUUUAAUCUUUUGUUUGGAAAGAGAGAAAAGGAUCGGUGAAAAAUAGUGAAAAAGCUGACGUGAUUUCUAAAUCUAUACAGCAGCCAGGCGUCAGACCUUUUUGUUGUUGUCUCUAUCUGCAACAACGACCUCAUCUGCAAGAAGGCCUGCAUACGUUUAAAAUUUGAAGUUUUUAUUGCGCAUACAAAAACCAAGUAAUUUAAUCAGACCCUAUCUUCAAUAAAUAAAAAUUAAAAGAGUGAACUCUCGACUGAAUAAAAUUGAGCUAAAAAGAAGGAAAGUAAGUGAAGAUCUUUUCUAAAAUUUAAAAAAAAAUUAGAAAGUAAAAAACAUGUAGCAAGUAUUUUAGCGUAAACAGUGAACAUAAUAAAAACACAGGUGGCAUUUUUGCAUUAUAAUAGAAACUCAGUAACAUUUAUCGUACUUAAAACAUUGUAAAAACAAUCAUGCAGAAAAACGUGAAAAUAGUAGCGGGAUGUGUCCGUAAUGUAAGCAGAGAAAUGAUUCACAGAAUGUAAUUUCUAUUUAUCUGAUUAAGACUCCCUCAAUCGAAACAGCCAUACAAUUUGCGAAUUCUGAUCAUCGUAUAACUUUCACAUUAUUUUUUGUGCUUACUCGAAAACGUAGACUUUUGCCAAAAAAUUAGUAAAUUCUGAGAUUAAAAUUUCCGAAGGGUAAUUACAGUGACAAGUCGCAGGCAUGUUCAAGGUUGUAUAUGAGGAGAUAACACCGAUUGCCGUUAUUUUACUGGUCGCAAAAAACAUGGCGGCUGUCGAUAACUCAGACUGCAAUUCAAUUGAACUGAAAUUGUGCUACAUUUUUGUAUGUAAAUUACGGCAAAGUUCAGUGGUUUUUUUGCGAUUUCACAGCAAUUGGCGUGACCUCAUCAUGUACAACCUUGGAUAUGUUGGUCAUAGUUAUAGCUAUAGAAACCAGAGAAAAGAUGGCACUGCAAUAGAAAGCGCAUAUGUCAUUAACAUGAGCGAGCUGUUUCUAUUCUAAAAACUCAGCCUAACUUAACGCCUAACUGUACUUUCAUAGACGCAAAGGACACCUAGUCCAACUUUCUUUUGUUAUUUUAAUGCAGAACCAAAGGAAUUGAAUUAGGCUUUUGUUGCUUCGUUAUCUCCUUUGAGUUCGACGGACUUUGACCGGAUAGGAGUAAAGGGGUCAGAUAUUUUGAGAUCCGUGCACCUUAUGAGCGGUAUUACUGUCUCAAUGGGCUGAAUAAUCGUGACAUGUGCACAUUUCAUAGAAACUCUUCACAAUUUGGUAAAAACUCAAAUUGUUGAUGAGGUUCUUCUAUUAUUUACAGUAUGAAAACACUGAAUGGCCAUGACUGCACUUUUCUUCUGAACAGAUUAUUUUUAAGAUUACAUUGUCCGCUUCAGUUAAAUUUAAAGUUAUUUAAGGAAAAUGAUUUAGCGAUGUCAUAGACUCUACGUAUUCUCCUAAGUUCGGCAUUUCACUUUAUGGUGUCGCUGUACGGAGAAUUUUUUUAUGUUUUUCCUUUGUAAAUCUUGCUAU